GUUGAAGUCCUAGCAUUGGUUACAAGUUCAAACUGAAAGGAUGCUCUGUUGACUAAUGGACCUGCAUCUGGUGUGGACGGCGCCUCCUAUGAAGUCAUGCAGAUCGACGUGGAAAUCGAAGAGCCCAGUGACCUGCCGGCCACGCAGCUCAUCACGUGGCAGGUCGACUACCCAGGAGGCAUCACAUCCGACCUGGGGGUGUCCAAGAUCUACGUGAGCCAGAAGGACUUGAUCGGCAUCGUCCCGCUGGCCAUGGAGGCAGAAAUCCUGAACACAGCCAUCCUCACUGGGAAGACGGUGGCCGUGCCCGUGAAGGUGGUCUCUGUGGAGGAGGACGGCACGGUGACGGAGCUGCUGAAGUCCGUGGAGUGCCAGUCGUCUGAUGAAGAUGUAAUUAAGGCAGCCUGGCACACUUCCAGUCCGCAGGGGACAGGGGCUGCCACACGGCAGAGCUGCGGUGACAGAGGCACCCUGGCACCUCCUCCGAGCCGGCCCCCCCAGCAGACGCCGCAGGUUGGCCAGAGCCACCCCGGACUCUCGCCUUUCCGGGAACAGUUCGGACACCCUCCCCUCCCACCCCCAGCCCGCUUCCUCUCGUGGACUCUGGCCCACAGCAGCAGCCGGGCCCCCUCCCUGCUCGCUCUCCGCGCCAGGGCCUCGCCUGGGCCUCGGCUGUAA
Molecule: messenger RNA, 678 nt
Organism: Vicugna pacos (alpaca)
Lineage: Eukaryota; Metazoa; Chordata; Mammalia; Artiodactyla; Camelidae
Source: RefSeq, a predicted model, not a curated record